This is a messenger RNA of Mytilus californianus (California mussel), 939 nucleotides long. RefSeq lists its product as uncharacterized. Gene Ontology annotation, biological process: phospholipase C-activating G protein-coupled receptor signaling pathway; positive regulation of cytosolic calcium ion concentration; adenylate cyclase-activating adrenergic receptor signaling pathway. The record is from RefSeq and is a predicted model, not a curated record. The transcript has 3 exons. NCBI's taxonomy places the organism in Eukaryota, Metazoa, Mollusca, Bivalvia, Mytilida, Mytilidae. Bases 1 to 939 code for a protein of 312 amino acids. Gene Ontology annotation, molecular function: alpha1-adrenergic receptor activity.
AUGGGUCAACCUCAUUUGGACAGAAAUUGGGUAAAUUAUGAUUGCUUUGUUAGUUUCCCGUUUGGAUGUUUGUGUUUUAUAUCGGUACUGAUAUUUUACACUUGUAUAAUCAAAGCUCUAUUAAAACAAUCCAAGAAAAUGUUGAGUCAUUCUAAAGUAAGGAAUAGAAAAGUUCAUCCUACUGAAAGUAAUGUAAAUAUGACUACUUCGGUAGCUGCAUUAAAGACUCCUGCGCAUACAAGUGUGCCGAAAACGGAUGCUAUUAAAACGAAAACUGCUGUAGACACGCCAUCAGUUCCGGAAAUUUCUAUCAACGAACUACAUGUUGGUAAUGGAAAUACAAAAGACAUGAAAGAUGUGUUACAAAUAAAUGAUAAUGAGAGUAUGCUGAAACCAAGUAUUUUAUUAAGCAAAUUGCCUAGCAUAAAUGAAACGUGUAGUAGUGGUCAAAACUUAAAAUCUAAAUCUUUGGUAGUAAUAUCUUCUUCUUCGGAAAUUCAAGAUACAAAUCUAUCACCAGCAAGAGAAAAACUUGACAAACCAAAUGAUGAAAAUAUCAGUAUUUCAAAUUGUUCAGAUAAACUGCAUGAGCAAAGAACAUACGAAAUUUAUGAAGCUGACGGAACAAUCAGGGUGGAGAAAAACAACAACGAUCAUGUUGUAGGAGCAGUAUGUGUUUUCAAUCCGAAAAAUAGAGAACAUGGAAAACGAAAACUGGAAGCCAAAAUUGCUAAACACUUUGCCAUUGGAAUAGGUUUGUUUGGAUUAGUUUGGAUACCAUUUCCUGUUUUUAUUCUUAUACAUUUUAAUACAGUUACGUUAUCGGAGGCAGAAUGUCAUGUUUUAGCCGUUCUUUCGACAUUUUCAUUAACAGUGUAUACAGUAAAUCCGUUAAUUACAAUUUUUAUGAACGGAAAAAUAAACGCUGAAUGCAGUUGA